Trichophyton rubrum CBS 118892 is the source of this 1308-nucleotide messenger RNA. RefSeq lists its product as uncharacterized. Gene Ontology annotation, biological process: transmembrane transport. Lineage: Eukaryota; Fungi; Ascomycota; Eurotiomycetes; Onygenales; Arthrodermataceae. The record is from RefSeq and is a predicted model, not a curated record. The coding region runs from base 1 to 1308 and encodes 435 amino acids. The transcript has 4 exons. Gene Ontology annotation, molecular function: transmembrane transporter activity. Gene Ontology annotation, cellular component: fungal-type vacuole membrane.
AUGGGCGAGCCAACAGACAAGGCAAAUCCAGAAGUUCCCACUACCAUCGUGGCAGAUGGAACACCCGUCCAGCUCGAAGCCACCGGGGAUACAGACCAAGGCCUCCGCGCCUGGACAGUUGUCGUGGGCGCCUGGUGCGUCAAUCUAUGUGGUUUUGGCUGGGUCAACGCCAUUGGGGUAUUUCAAGAGUACUAUCAGUCCCACCAGCUGCAGUCCUACUCUACCUCCAGCAUCUCUUGGAUUCUAUCCUUACAGCCGUUCGUGCUCUUUGCCGCCGGUCUCAUUAUCGGAAGGAUAUUCGACAACUAUGGGCCAAAACUGCUUCUCCUCAUUGGUACGGUGCUACAGGUCCUCGGACUGAUGAUGACCUCCAUCUCAAACGAAUACUACCAGUUCAUUCUUGCUCAGGGCAUAUGUGGUUCCUUGGGCGCCAGUCUCACAUUUUACUCGUCAAUUGCAUCGACAGCAACUUGGUUUGAUAAAAGGCGAGCUCUGGCAUUCGGCCUUGUUUCCAGCGGCUCUUCGUUCGGUGGAGCCAUAUUCCCCAUCAUCCUGUCCCGGCUGUUACCCGGCAUCGGAUUUGGAUGGACUCUCAGGGUAGUUGGAUUUCUGGUUUUCGUGCUACUUGUAAUCGCCAACUUGACUAUACGGUCUAGAGUUGCUCCUGUGCCUCGGCCGGUCAAGUUCCAAGACUACAUCAGUCCAUUCUCGGAGGUACCUUUUGUCUUGCUCACAGUGGGAUCUUGCCUUGGCUUCUUUGCGACUUUUGUACCGAUAAACUACGUCAUCCUGGAAGCUCAGACAAGCGGAGUAGACCCUAAUCUGGCUGGAUACCUGCUUACCAUACUUAAUGCUGCGAGUCUUCCCGGUCGUAUACUACCGGGCUAUCUCGGUGACCUAUGGGGCCGAUUCAAUGUAAUGAUUGGUAUAUGUGGGCUCUCUUCCAUAGCUAUCCUCGCCCUCUGGCUGCCAGGAACGCUCGUGAACCCCGGUUCUGCCGCAAUAUAUAUAGUCUUCUGCCUUUUAUACGGCUUCUUCUCAGGUGCCUUUGUAGGCAUGGUGCCUGCACUCCUCAGCCAAGUCUCCCCUGAUGUGAGCAAGAUUGGAGUUCGCCAGGGUGUGUUAUUCACUUGUGUCAGUGUUGCAACACUCACUGGUAACCCAAUUGCAGGAGCAAUCUUAAACCAGCAGAAUGGGGCAUACUGGAGCCUACAGGUUUUUGCUGGGUUGAUGAUGGCCGGAUGCGUGGUCUCUUACAUCGUCGCAAGAGUUGUUACGGGCGGGUUCUCUCUUAUCAAGGCAGUGUGA